Molecule: messenger RNA, 519 nt
Organism: Cryptococcus wingfieldii CBS 7118
Lineage: Eukaryota; Fungi; Basidiomycota; Tremellomycetes; Tremellales; Cryptococcaceae
Exons: 3
Coding region: 1-519 (172 amino acids)
Source: RefSeq, a predicted model, not a curated record
AUGAAACACGCACUCAGCAGUACAGUCUUCUUUGGGCUCAUGGGCACUGCCUGUCAAGCCUUGACGAUCACCUUUCCCGUCGCCACUGUCGGUGAGCCGGGUUGGUGGUCGAGGGGGGAUCACCUGAUCAGAUGGGAGGACUAUGACGCGAGCAAGACUUUGGACAUCUCGCUCACUUCCCCAAAUUCCACCACCAAGCAAACCAUCCUCAAUGACAUUCCGGCCGAUCAAGGAGUGGCAGUCUUCACCUCUCCCCACCACCUUGCCGACGGAGACUACAUCAUCUCCUUCAGCGUCAAGCCCAAUGGCGAGGAUGAAGCUUCCAACUUUUCCGUCUGGCACGGCAUCGAGCCGCCUCUGGAUGAGGACGUCAAGUGGAGUGUCUAUGGCCAAGCAGCCGAUGAUGACACCGGUGGAUGGGGUGAUGAUUCCGCUGCGUCCCCCGGGAUCAGUAAGGGUAUGAUCCCUUAUGUCCUUUCCUUUGCAGGAUUGGCUUUGGGCGUGCAUGCCUUCUUUUAG